ACCGCACGAUAAAGUCUCCUUAUCUCAGCGCAAAACCAAAAACACACGCGCACGCCACCUUCACUACACCAGCUCGAAGUAGAAGACGAUUGUCCAUGGAGGAGGUGGUGAUUGUGGGUGCCGGCAUCGCGGGGCUGGCGACGGCGGUGGCCCUCAAGAAGGUCGGCGUCCGGGCCCUCGUCCUCGAGAAAUCGAAGGAUCUGCGAGCCACUGGCACAGCUCUCGGUCUCUUCCCUAACGCGUGGGUCGCGCUCGACGCGCUCGGGGUCUCGGACAAGCUCACAGCCCUUUAUGCGCCUUUCGAGAGGGGAUACAUCACUGAUGUCAAGACUAAAUCGAUUCAAGAUGUGCGUUAUCCUCCAAAUAACCGGAUUGGAGCCCAACCAAGAGCGGUUCACCGAAAAGUCUUGCUGGAAGUUCUGGCAGAGGAGCUUCCUCCAAAUAGCAUUCGGUUCUCUUCCAAGAUAACUUCCAUCGAAACCCAAGAAGAACGACACUCACCCAUUUGUAUCGUCACGCUUGAAGAUGGGUCCAUCAUAAAGUCUAAGGUUGUUAUAGGAUGUGACGGUGUUCACUCGAUCGUAGCCCACUGGCUCGGACUUCGCCCGCCGGUCUAUUCGGGCCGGUCGGCGGUGCGUGGGUUGACCGUGUUCCCAAAGGGUCACGGAUAUGACCGAAGCCGCGGGAUUGAACAAUUUGUAGAUGUGGGCAAGAGGGCAGGUUUUUUGACUCUCAAUGAUAAGGAAGUGUACUGGUUCUUUGCGGGGAAGAGUCCUCCUAGAGGUAUGGAAAAAGGAGCAGAUCCGCAAAUGAUCCAAAGGGAGGUGAUGGAAAAUUUGGCAAAGGACUUCCCGCCGGUAUACCUCGACGUUGUAAAGCGCUCCGAUCUUUCGAGUUUGACAUGGGCCCCGUUGAUGUUCCGAUACCCUUGGGACAUCCUAUUCGGAAACCUAGCCCAAUCGAACAUCACUGUGGCUGGAGACGCUAUGCACCCGAUGACUCCAGACUUGGGCCAGGGUGGAUGCUCGGCGCUUGAGGACGCGGUGGUAUUGGGCCGGCACAUCGGGGGCUCGAUUUCCAAGCACGGUGAACUCGUGGCCCGAGAUGUUGGAUUUGCUAUAGAGAGGUACGCGAAGGAGAGGAGAUUGAGGGCAGCGACUCUGAUAACGGCAUCGUACUUGGCGGGAUGGGUGCAACAAGAUGGGUCUAGUCGAUUAAUGAGGUUCAUAAGAGAUGUUUUGUUCUACGGGCUCCUCUUGGCUAGAGUAGUAAGCAGUGUCGCCCAAUAUGAUUGUGGGAAGCUCCCUAGUGUCUCCUCUUUGCCUUCAUGUGAGUCCGAAAGCUCCAUCUAAUUACCGAGUUGCAAAUGGGUAAUGGUCUACUAUAUUGUCUGACAGACGAUGAUGAAGUUUAUUGCAAUUUAUAGUAGA
Messenger RNA from Rhodamnia argentea, 1430 nucleotides. RefSeq names its product monooxygenase 2-like. The record is from RefSeq and is a predicted model, not a curated record. NCBI's taxonomy places the organism in Eukaryota, Viridiplantae, Streptophyta, Magnoliopsida, Myrtales, Myrtaceae. Gene Ontology annotation, molecular function: FAD binding. The coding region runs from base 96 to 1352 and encodes 418 amino acids. The transcript has 5 exons.